CUGUUCUCAAUGAAGACGAAACAUACAUCAGCCCUACUGGAAUGAUAACCCUGGUCAUGACGACACCACUGUUGAGUGGGAGGGAUGGUACCGGUUUUAUCUCCAAGGAAGAAGUGCUCAGAUAUCUGAGGGAUGUGUGAGCUACAGCAGAUGUGGUGGUCAUACUCCACUGGUGCUUGGUGGCUCUCACCCACGAGAACAGGAUGGCAUUGUUACACGAAGUGUUCUGGCGUUCUCUGAUACCAACUGCAAUUCAUCGUCCCAAUCCAAACCAAUCCAAGUGAAGGCCUGUCCAGGACAUUACUAUGUCUACAAACUCGUCAGGCCAGAUGUGUCCAAUGUAGUGCCAACAUACUGCGCAGUGGCUUACAAUUACCCAAGCACUGACCCCUGUGAUAACUACACUGUACUGGACCAAUCCUGGAGAGCCACAGACAAUGCAGAACGGAACUAUGACAAUUACUACUGGUUGUGGUGGUACACAUGGUGCGACAGCUACACAAGCUGGAACGGAUGGUAUCGUCUUCUGUAUCACGGCAAUAACACCCGGAUGCCAGAGUCAUGUGUUAAUCAGGGCAUGUGUGGCACUGAUAUCCCUCUCUGGCUGAAUGGUUCUCAUCCUCGACUGGAAGAUGGAGUGGUCAGUCGGCAGGUCUGUGGGAGCUGGUACGGUGACUGCUGCUAUUUUAAAUCUUACCCUAUUCAAGUGAAAGCCUGUCCUGGAAAUUACUAUGUAUAUGAGUUUGUCAGUCCAGUCACCUGCUCAUCAGCAUAUUGUGCAGAUGUUGCACAUAUUACUAUGACUGAGGCCCCCACUACAGCAAUGGUGGACCCCUGUAAGGAGCUGAACUGCACUGCAGACGAGUGGUGUGGGGAGAGCAAUGGGGUCUAUGGCUGCUUCUGUAAUGAGAACCAUCCCAGACCAGGCAACGACUCUUAUGACUCCAAAGAAGAGUGUGAGAGCAGCUCUGGCACCAUGUCUCUGUCCCGCUGUCAGCUCUUUGAAGCUGGUUUCUCUGCUGACCUCCUGCACCUGAGCGACCCCAACUGCACAGGGACAAUCCAGAACGGCAGACUGGUCUUCCAUUUUAAUAACGAUGACCAUAUCUGUGGCACCAGUCUCAUGGCCAACGGAACCCACUUCAUCUAUGAGAACACUAUCCAGGGGGGAGCAGAAUCAGGAGGAGGGCCCAUUCACAGAAAGAAAUAUCUGGAACUGCAGUUCUCCUGCAUUUAUCAGAUCAGCCAGACCCUCUCCAUGGACACCGAAUUAACCCCUCUGCAGAGCGUAGUGCACAAGAACCUUCCAGAUGGUCAGGGGAUGUACCAGGUCAGAAUCGUUCCCUAUCAGGAUGCUGCCCUCUCCCAACCUUACAACGGCAGUGUGAAGAUAGUGGUGGACGAGAGGAUCUACGUGGGAGUGUUUGUUCAGGGGGUGGACAGUCGUCAGAUUGCCACAGUGAUAGACUCAUGUUGGGCCACUCCUGAGAGGGACCAGCACCAUGCUGUCCGCUGGCAUCUCAUCACUAACAGAUGUCCUAAUUCAGCAGAUAAGACAGUGGAAGUUCUUCAGAAUGGUGUCUCCACUACUGGCCUUUUCUCCUUCAAGAUGUUUGCCUUUAACGGGAACUACCAGAAGGUUUUCCUUCAUUGCUCCAUUUACCUUUGCCUUCUGCAAAACAACAACUGUGCAGAGGACUGUGUCCCUGGAUUUCACCCAAGGGUUGGCCGGUCUGUGAACAACCAUGACCUGGCCUCCAUAUCUGUGGGACCAUUCAUUUGGACAACUUAAAGCACAGGUGCAUGGACUCCACAGAUAAUGAAGGUUCAGAUCUUCUGACUCUACACACCCUUAGAAAGAACGAUUAUACACAACCCUGAUCUAAUCUCUUUUCAGUAAUUGUGCCACUAGUGCCAUUCUGAAUUUUUAUUUCAUUUUAAUAAUCUGCUUGGGAAUGAGUUUCUGCAACUGAAGAAAUAUAUAUAAUCAAGAUAUGCCGACUGUUAAAUUACAUACAUGAGCAUUAUUCGCCACUGACUUUGAUUUUUGUUGAUUUUUUUCAAAUAUGGAUAUAAUUAUCCAUGAUUACUUUAUGGUGAUUACUUUAUAUUAGCAUUAUAUAAUAAAUGUAUCUGACAAGCAUUA
Messenger RNA from Astyanax mexicanus (Mexican tetra), 2146 nucleotides. Its product is annotated as pancreatic secretory granule membrane major glycoprotein GP2-like. The coding region runs from base 551 to 1792 and encodes 413 amino acids. The record is from RefSeq and is a predicted model, not a curated record. NCBI's taxonomy places the organism in Eukaryota, Metazoa, Chordata, Actinopteri, Characiformes, Acestrorhamphidae. The transcript has 10 exons.